Bradysia coprophila is the source of this 4003-nucleotide messenger RNA. RefSeq lists its product as uncharacterized. Lineage: Eukaryota; Metazoa; Arthropoda; Insecta; Diptera; Sciaridae. The record is from RefSeq and is a predicted model, not a curated record.
AAUUCAUCGCUUAAUUUAAUAAUUGUGUCUAUGUUUACAGAAAUAAAUUAACAUGAAAAACACAAAGGAAUUAAGUUCGGACUCGGACACAGACAUUGAGAAACGGCAAAGAAAAUGGCAACAUCAACGCCAGCAAAAAGGCAAUAAAAAACCGAAGAAACGAGGUCAAAGCAACGGUAACGGUAACGGCAAAGAUUCAGACGAUGAUUUCGUGUCAACGAAAAAAGUUUACAAUUCGCCGCCAAAGCUUCCGAAUGUGGCUGCAGUAGGCCGACGAAAGAACGUCAUUCCGAAGAAACCACCCGUCAGUAGCAACGUUAACGUUAACGUUCUAGAUUCGCCGCCGAAGCUUCCGAAUGUGGCUGCAGCUCCGAAGAAACCACCCGUCAGUAGUGCUGCCAUAAAUGCCGCUCUCCUAAUUGCAACGACAAAAGAUCGCUCCUCAUCGCCAAGUAAUGCUACAGCUGCAUCUAAUCCAGCCAUCAAUAUUACCUCUCACCGAAAUACCACGUCCAGCAUCAUUGGUAGCGGUCGAACAGGUAGUACGCAAGAAGUGGCACAUCCAUUACCCAUUCGACAGUCGCCUCCCCCUAUGGAAUACGGAUCCGAAUGGGACACGGAUGGAGAAGCAACUAUUGCGCAACUAAAACAGAUGCAACGGAAACGACCGAGCAAAAAGACCCACUCCACUUCAACGAAACCUGAAGUGAAGCAGACGCCAGUUCAGUCCAACCGUAAACGUGCUGCAUCCACUGAUGAGGCUAGUGAUGCUGUUGAAGCAACUACGAAACGGUCAACGUCAACGAAACGGUCAAAGGCAUCGAAACGGUCAAAGGCAACGAAAACGCAGCAAGACAGUGCAGAUGAGGCUGGUGAUGCUGAUCAAGAAACUACGAAACGGUCAACGUCAACAAAACGGUCAAAGGCAUCGAAGCGGUCAAAGGUAACGAAAACGCAGCAAGACAGUGCUGAUGAGGCUGGUGAUGCUGAUGAAGCAACUACGAAACGGUCAACGUCAACGAAACGGUCAAAGGCAUCGAAAGCUCAGCAAAGAAAAGACGACGAUGAAAAUGGAAACCGGGCCGUGAUACAAACGCAACUCGAAGAAAUCAUUUUUCUCGGAAACGUUUUCGAUAAAUCGAUACGCCGAUUUACGUGUCCAUUUGCCACUUGUAACGUCAAUUAUUCAACGUUCCUCAAUCUAAAGAAUCACGUCAAGAAGACUCACGAAGAAACUUUGCAAAAACCCAUCGAGACGGACACGAACAAUUGGCGACGAAUACAGAAUGCAAACAACAGAUUCGACAUCACUACGGUCAAGCAAAAACUGCGUCCUUUAAUUAUCGACGGUGAAACGAUAAUUAAGAAGCAAAGAGUACUGGAACCACUAGCGACGGAAAAGACGGAAGUUGCGACGAAAGUGUUCGAUAUAAUGAACAAACAGGCUGUAGAAUUGUCCAAACUGGCAAUUUUGUUUUCCAGCCUCGUUUACUUCGACGUCUACAACACAAUCAGCGACCCAGAAAACGGCAACGAAAUCGAUCGUAUAUUCGAAGAAGAGUUCAAUUGGAAAGAAAUGAUUUUGGAAUUUAAGCAAUUUCAAAGAAAUACUGCUAAAGCAAAGAAACCUCGACCGGAUAAACACAAUACGUUCUUCGAUCUCUGCAGAAAGUACGAUGUGGAAACGUAUUUCACGGAAACGUCCCAAAAUGCGUGGAACUCGAUUGUGGAUACAUUUGCGACCAAUUUCAAAACGAAUAUAACCACUCAUUUAUAUUCACGAAUAAGGAAAUGGUUAGCUUUCAAGCUACGAGAUGGGAAAAAGAAGAAGGACGUAUGUGGCAAAGAGAAUCGAAAGGAUAUCAACAACAAAAUCUACCACACCAUCAAAUUCCUAUUCGAUUCGGAAAAAUGCACUCAAGCAGAGGAAGUGCAGCACGAGCUAAUAUGCGAAUUGCAGAAAAUUUGCCAAUUUCCCAAUUUCAAUCAUGGCGGCAGAUCGUAUUUUGAACGACUUCGAUACGAUUUUAAAGAGGAUGGUGAUGACGACUUAGGAAAACCGAAACGGAAACGGAAAUGUGCAGCUCCAAAGAAAACCACAAAGAAAUCGAAGAAAAAGAAAAAGAAGACACAAAACAAUGGCCCACGUCUUAACUGGUUUCAAAUGGUUCCAGCAAUGGUAAGGUUGCAACGUCGUAUAUACGAGAUCAAUUUGUCACGAAAACAAACUUUGAUUGAUGCCGGCAUAAUAAAGGAAAAAAAGAAACGGAAACGCAAACGGAAACGCAAACGAAAAAGAAAAAACGAGUCGAAACCAGAACCAUCUUCUACUGAAAACAAACGUCAGGCUGGUGGGACGAAAAAGAAACGUGAAAUCGAUCCAGAGGCAACACAUUAUGCAAAGCUACCUAAUUUCAUAGUCGUGCCACAAAACAGCUUCCACACUAUGCACUUUCCAAUUGACACGAAAGCAUUGUUCGACAUCCUGAAAAACCUUCCACAAUUCAAGGCUAUCCUGAAUCAGGCCGAAUUUUUGGAACUCCAAAUCGACGACGAUCCAAAUAGAAAAACCACGAAUCCGUUCUGGUAUUUCCUGUUCAACAUUCAGAAAAUGGAAACGGCAACGAAGAAAUUUGGAGGAAGGAUUACGACCAACGGCAGCGACGUGUCAAUCCAAUAUUGCAAGCUACGGAAAGAAAAAGAACUCACCAAAGCUGAAAUUCUCGAAAUGGCAAGCAAUAGGAAACGGAAACACGAUGUGAUUGAUUCAGAUUCAGAGUCUGAAUCGGAAGACGAUGAUGAUGAUGAUGAUGAUGAUAACGCAAAGACCAUAAAAACCGAUCCAGCAAUUGUCUCCGCUUUGACGAACAUCACCAAUAUGGAAGAUUUGAGUGUUUCUGGUGUCGACUUAGGCGUCCGCAAUGUUGCCGCGACAGUAAUACGGAAAUGGAGCAAAUCAUCCGACGGCUACGAAGUUCAUGAGUCCAAUGUGUUGCACAAAUCGAAAGAUUACCACUAUAAAGCAGGAUUCGCUAGACGUCAACGAAAAGGCAAGAAACUGCAUGGAGAAUUCGAUGAACGUUACCAGAAGGAUAGACAAAGCCAACCCAUAGAGCCAUCGCAACGAUCACCUGAUUAUAUCAAAUUUCUGGAUUCCAGACUGAAAUGGUUCAACGAGGGCACAGCCACAUAUAUGCAACGAGUGGUAACAAACGUAAAGUUCGAUAAGUUUCGUUCGACGCAAAAGCAAAUGAUGGCAAUGGCAAAGGAGAUUGUUGGCGACAUAAACGUUCACGACAAAGCAACGACACAACCGAGCAAAAUACGUGUAGUCUUCGUGGGCAACUGUUCAACACCGGCAAAUUCAACAAUCAAAGGUCAUAGGCGGUCACCCGGAAAUGCACCAAUCGUCCGUUAUUUGAAGCAGAUCCCGCAAACGUAUGUUGACGCCACCAUCGAUGAAUAUUGUACAACGAAGAAGUGUAGUCGAUGCUACGAAACGCUCGACGAUGUAGAGUUUUCUAAAGAACGGCUUAAAUUAUGCCAUAAUUGUAAGCUGGCUGAGAAUUCCACGUCAACGAAUCUAGUAUCGACAUACCAACGGAAACAAGUUAUCGCAGAAGCAAUGAUUCCGAUCACAGAAGAUUAUCCCAAACCGACACAGUUCGAGAGGGCGCAACGAGUUGCAAUGGAACGAACAAAACGAUGGUCGUUUGGCGAUAAGAUGAGAAUGGCUGCGCGUAUUAAACUAAAAUCAACCACCUACACAGUUAAUACAACGGCAACGCUAAAGCAUUUGUAUUGGAACCGAGACGGCAACGCAGCACGCAAUAUAAUGCAGUUGGGUCUGUGCCAAUACAACGAUUGUCUCCCCAUUGAAUUCAACAAGGACGAGGCAUUCCAGCGACCGAAAAAGAAAGAUUAACUCAAUAAAGAACACCGCGUUCUUCUUGUUCUACGGAACGGAAAUGGCCGUAAACGAGGUCGAGAAAAAUAAUAUACA